AUGUCAGAUUUAGAGGAACAAGAGGUUGAUGAACCUAGUAGAAAGAAAGGACUUUUGGUGUGGUCAAACGUGGAGUACGUAAACAUGAUCGAAUUUAUUCAUCUGGAAAUUAUAUGCAAUGCUAAGACAACUCAUCCUAAAUACAUGGCCGUUCUCACCUUAUCAUCAUUAAUUACUUAUGCUUCAGGAGGCUUUGGAAAAGAACAUGUACACAUUAGAGUUCAUUUACCAAGCCAGGAAGAGCAUCACCAUAAGGAAGUAAUCAAAAUUCAUGAUGACAGCGGAGGCGGCGGACAUGGACACGGAGGAGGUGGUGGAUACGGAGGCGGCGGAGGAUUUGGAGGCGGUGGUGGACAUGGCGGAGGUUUUGGAGGAGGUGGCGGAUUUGGAGGAGGUGGCGGAUAUGGAGGCGGUCACGAUGACCACGAUAUAGGUGGCCAUGGAGGUGGAUUUGGCGGAGGAGGUGGAUUCGGCGGUGGAGGAGGAUAUGGCGGAGGUGGUGGACAUGGGGGUGGAGUUUCUCAUACCAUCGUAUUAAAUGAUCAUGGCGGACACGGAGGAGGUGGAGGAGGAGGUGGCCACGGCGGUGGUGGUUACGGAGGCGGUGGUGGAUAUGGAGGCGGUGGUCACGGAGGUGGUUUUGGAGGAGGACAUGGAGGUGGUUUCGGAGGAGGUCAUGGAGGUGGCCACGGAGGUGGUGGUUAUGGAGGUGGCCACGGAGGUGGAGGUAGUCACGGAGGAGGAGGAGGAGGAGGAGGAGGUGGUUACGGAGGCGGCCAUGGAGGUGGUCAUGGAGGAGGACAAAUUUUAACUCUGCAUGGAGGUGAUCCACUACCAAGUGGGGGAGGACACGGAGGAGGCGGAGGUGGAUACGGUGGUGGAGGUGGUCACGGAGGCGGAGGAGGUUUCGGAGGCGGAUUUGGAGGUGGAUUCGGAGGAGGCCAUGGCGACGAACAUGGCGGCGGAGGAGGAGGAGGUUUUGGUGGAGGAUUUGGAGGAGGCUUUGGAGGAGGUCAUGAUGAUGGGCAUGGCGGCGGAGGUGGAGGAGGAUAUGAUUUAACAGGAGGAGGAUUUGGAGAUGACCAUUCUCACGGAGGAAACGAUUUCGGAAGUAGUGGUCAUGGCGGAGAUGGAGGCGGCGGAUACGGAGGGGGCGGCGGAUAUGGAGGAGGCGGUGGACACGGAGAUGACGGUGGACAUGGAGGAGGCGGUGGUUUUGGAGGAGGCGGUGGUUUUGGAGGAGGCGGUGGAUAUGGAGGAGGCGGUGGUCACGGCGGAGGCGGCGGAGGCGGUGGCCACGGAGGCGGUGGUGGACACGGAGGAGGAUACGGAGGUGGUGGGGGAUUUGGAGGAGGCGGUGGACAUGGUUCAAGUGGUUUCGUAGGAAUUAUACAUGAUCAUCUUUCUCACGGAGGUGGAGGAGGUGGAGGAGGAGGCGGCGGCGGCGGCUAUGGAGGUGGUGGAGGAGGCGGUCAUGGAGGUGACCACGGAGGAGGCCAUGGGGGUGGAGGCGGAGGAGGUUUCGCAGGGUAUCCAUAG
Psylliodes chrysocephalus is the source of this 1539-nucleotide messenger RNA. The record is from the annotation of a GenBank genome assembly. NCBI's taxonomy places the organism in Eukaryota, Metazoa, Arthropoda, Insecta, Coleoptera, Chrysomelidae.